CCACAGUGACGAGGACAGAGACACGCAAGGUAAAGAUGAAACCUGAUGUUAGAUGAGGAGGAGGAGAAUCUGUUUUACAGUAUUUUCCCAUGAUUGAUGUUCAAAAAGUCUUAGAAAAUGUUAUUUUUGCUCUGAUCUGUUUAUUUUUUAUGGUUGACAAAGGUUGAGUGCUUUUUUUCAGUGUUGCCCAUCAUUAGCUACAACAACACACUGACUAAUUAAAAGAUCAAACGCUUCAACAAACACGACAUUGUUCCCCCCUGAACACUGAUGUGUUUUUCAAUUUAUUUCUUUGUUUAAAUUUGCUCCAAAAUGAUCGGUGCAUGAAACCGACAACCUGUCCGUCCGUCCAUCCACCCAGCAGCUGAGGCCUCCACAGCUUUACUGGAAACUGUUCUCAGAUCUGUGGAAGCCCUUCUCUGCAGACUGACAGAAGAACCCUGGCAGAACCAGGACAUGACCGGGCUGCCGUGCGUUCACACUGUUCCACCUGACGCCACACAGUUUUUACCGAUGAAUAUGAACAAGACAGAAGCUGUUCUGCCCUACCCUGACCAUUUGCAGAACAACGCGCCUUCUCUAAGUGAUCAUGACCUCUCCAAGCUGAUCACAAUAUCUCCCCUGUUCAAAACCCUGCAAGACAUCCAGCAGUCUUUGCAGACCCUGUCCACAGCUAGGUCCACUCAGCACGUCCACACCGUGUAUUCUGCCCAGAAGAUUCACGAUGGGCAACUAAUCCCCACUGCACUCGACAGCCUCUCACCUCACCAUGCAGCUGUUUUCCUGUUUGGUUGUCAGGUGAUGCAGUUACUUGAAAAUUGCUCCCUGUUUCCCUCUGUGCUUUUGCUGCUGGCAAAGUCAAUACCGGUUUCGUCAUCCGCCUGUAAUGAGGCUAUGCUGGCACACUGCUCAGGGGACUUUUAUUUUGAUGAGACCAAUCAAAUCCUUUAUCUGUCAGAGGCAAAGCUGCAGCAUGUGGGACAUUUUAUUGCCAUUAUCCUGCAAUCCAUGGCUCACAUAGCAUCAGGAUCCAAACCCCAGGCCUUCAUGCACGCUCUUCAUGAAGCCGUCUCGGCCCUCGGCCUGGCUUCGUUCAAUUUGUCUUUCCAUUUAAACGCAGCAAAGUCACCUACAAACCCGGCCGGUGGGUUAGUCAGAGACUUUCUCAACCUCAGACUUCCCUGUGAGGCACGGUUCACUGAACACCUGUUAGCACACAGGUUGGUGAGAAACGUUAUCUCUGACUCUGUAGUUCAGAAUGAUCCAUUCAUAUUGAAUUAUAAAAACAUUUGUUUUUCCAUUAAUAGACUUGAGAAGUACAAAUACUUCAAGAUGGAGCAGCUCAUCACUCGUCCUUCAGACAAGAACACAGUGACUGGUCCAACACCAAGAGGGACACCGAUGAAGAUAUCCUGCAUAGAGGAAGAAAUGGACCACUUGAAUGAGUCUUUCCUGCAGCUAAGCAUGCAGCUACAGAGCAGAGCUCAGGCGAGCAGAUGGGAGAAUGAGAGGGAGACGAGUGCCGAGAAGCAUUCGGAGAGCUCGCUGCCUUUAGACGUACCAAGCCUGAGUCGUGAUGGUACAGUCCUACUGGAACUGAAGAGACAGUAUGUAACACAGCGCCUCCAUGAGCUGCAAACCACAUUAGGCCUGAUCAAUCACUCAGGACCACUGGAUGGCAGCAAGUCAAAUGACUGGACAAGCUGUAAGCAAACCGACAACAGCGUCACAGCCCAGCAUGUUCAAAUGGACAGUUAUUCUGACAUGAAUGACUGCAGUCCCCCAAAUGCUCAGCAGGAGGAUGGCAUUCCAGCCAACCGCAGCCAGAGCCAAGAGACUGAACAACAAAUUGAGUCAGUCUUGAUAAACAGCCCGGAGACAUUACUGAACGGUCAGACGCCGGGAUGCCAGGAUGAAAUAUCAGGAUCAGAAAACUAUCACAUGGCACCAUUGCCUUAUACCUAAAACAACACACGGCCUGUGGGACCUUAACAUGCACAAAGUUUUUUUAAACUAAGUCUACACUAGGUUUCAUUAGAUGGCCUAAAGCUUGGUCAUAUUCUCCGUGUGUAUCGUUGCAUACCUAAUAUAUGCACAUACACAUAUACAGUACAUAUAUAUAUACAUAUACCUAUAUACAGACACACACAUACAUAUAUACACACGUGUUUGAUACUGUUCGCAAUUGCUCAGAAACAGUUUUUUGUGGCUGAGUAUUUUGUCCUUUUCUCAUUAGGCCUAAAAUAGCCACAUUUUGUGCCCUACGUGGACAUCCCAGUUUAUUAAAAAGUUCCGUUCUGUUUGUCAGGAAAUGAUCCCUACACUGCUUUAUAAUUAUAUAUGACAGCAGACAAAAAUCAUUUCCGACAAGCAGCCGGUGACAGAAGACAUGCUGUCGUGGUGUCGGAGCAGAUCCUCAGUCAGGAAUUAACUGUGGUCUAAAAGCAGGCGUCUGCUCAUUACCAUGUUCUAAUUAAGACAAUAAACUUCAGCUGACUGAACACGAGGUGACACUGCGCCUGUGUUUGUGUCCUACUCAGAACAUCUUCUCCCUAGUGUAAAGGUUAAGGCACCCAUGUGGUCAUGAAUAUUUAAGGUUAUGUAAAAAAGCCCACUACAACAAUUCUCUUGCCUCUUUUGCUCUGCCUUCCUCUCCUGCCGGCCUUUUUGUCUUUUUUUUAAUUUCAUUCUGUUCAGUAGAAUGGAAGAAUAAACAGGUUGAGCUAAAUGUAGCUGCAAAGUAGUUGAGCUUGUUGGAUCCUACAGAACAGAUGGAGAUGAUAUACAGUGUAUGCAGCUGCUGCACCUCUCUGGUUUGAUUGCUCUUGUCUGACAAACAAUGUUCUGGUGCCUAUAAUAGAAAGUGAGUAUUACUGUAUGCGUGCGGCCACGAGCCAUAUCAAAAGGUCAGAUGGAACAAGUCUUGACUGACUAUCAGUGUUAACUAAGGAGUCGGUGCCAAGUGGCCCAGGCUGGAGCUGGCUGUGUGCCCAUUCGUGUCUGUGGGUUUUGACUGCACAUAAGGGAGGUGUGCCGGGUCACAUGGUCCAUCAUUUAGAUUAGCCUGGAUUAGAUUGAAAUGUGCUACUGAACUUGAGUGCCUAUGUGUCUAGGAGAAGUAUCCAAGGUCAUGUGACCUCAAGUUAAGCUGCUCUAAUUUGACGACACAUUAUGAUGAUUUACAGUGGCUCAGCAACAAAAACAUUUAGCAAAAUUCUAAAAACAAAUAUUUUCUGGUCAUUGUAAACCGUGUGUGGUUAGUAAAGAGUUAGUAAAGGCAACAUCCGGUGAAAUAUUCUAUUUAAUGUGUUGUGUGUUGUUUUGAACCAGUAAUUUCCAAAGUGGGGGCAGUCCCCUCCAGGUGGCACAGAGAUACUUUGUGUUAAUGUAGCAAAGGAAAUUCAUUUCAAAUUCAAUAUUUUCUUUAUGUGUCCCCCAGUGUGGAAAUGCACUCAUUUGUAAUUGUAUUUCUUUCAUGGUACUUUUGUAGGAGUUACAGUGUUUUAAUAAAGUUCAGUGAAGCGUUAGCUGCAGAUGUGUUUCUUAACUUUGUAAUUUGGUUUUUAAAUAUCUUCUACAUAUUUCUUACAGUUCCUUUUUACUGCUCUUUCAGGGGCAGUUGUAGCCCCCUC
Cynoglossus semilaevis (tongue sole) is the source of this 3632-nucleotide messenger RNA. RefSeq lists its product as uncharacterized. The coding region runs from base 457 to 1965 and encodes 502 amino acids. Lineage: Eukaryota; Metazoa; Chordata; Actinopteri; Pleuronectiformes; Cynoglossidae. The transcript has 9 exons. The record is from RefSeq and is a predicted model, not a curated record.